Molecule: messenger RNA, 4690 nt
Organism: Scylla paramamosain (green mud crab)
Lineage: Eukaryota; Metazoa; Arthropoda; Malacostraca; Decapoda; Portunidae
Product: integrin alpha-IIb-like
Exons: 27
Coding region: 218-3589 (1123 amino acids)
Biological process (GO): cell-cell adhesion; cell-matrix adhesion; cell adhesion mediated by integrin
Cellular component (GO): external side of plasma membrane; integrin complex
Molecular function (GO): integrin binding
Source: RefSeq, a predicted model, not a curated record
GUGGUGGUGUUGCCGUAACAGUCGUGGUGCGAGAGAACAAUCAUUUAACAUAUGCCGUGGAUGUGGUGGUGAAACUUCCUCACACCAUUGAGAUAGUGGUGGUGGUGGUGGUGCUCGUGGUGGUGGUGGUGGUUGAGAGUGAGAGUAAGAGGGAGUGAGGGAGAGAAAGAGGGAGAGGAGUGGUGUGUUAAGUGCUGUUUCAUCAUAUGGAGUGAAGAUGGGAGCGCUGCCGUGUGUGGUGUUGGUUGUGAUGGUGGUGGUGGCGACAGUGAGGUGGGGACAAGCAUUCAAUGUCUUACCUGUAGGUCUACGAAGCUUCUCCGGCCCUCCUGGCUCUCAAUUUGGCUUCUCCGUUGCUCUGUGGAAGGACGUCAAGAAUGUGAAGAGGGUGGUGGUGGGGGCGCCCAGUGGGAACCAGACGUGGGCCAAUAUCACCUUUCCCUUGGGAGCGGCUUACCUUUGCGAGCCUCACCUAGGGACGACUGAUGAUGACGAUGAUCAGGGUGGUGGUGGUGGUGGUGCCUGCCAUGUCCAACCUAACUUGACGCCAGAAAAUGAUUCGAUAUAUACCAGGCGCCUUCUGUCAUUCUACCGCUACACUCUCGAGCACUACGGCAUGGCACUCGGACAGACUCUGGUGGCCGAAAAAGGAGAGGGAACUAAAAUGAUGGUGUGCUCCCCCAGGUACCCCGAAUACUUCAGGGAUAACUACAUAGUGAACAAUGGCAUGUGCUAUGUGAUGCAAGACCCAACAGAAGUCGCUGCUGUGAAACCUCCUUACAACAAAGCUUUUAAGACCUCACUCACGGGAUACAGCGUGGCAUCGGCAGAGGACAACAUAGUGAUGGGCGGACCAAUGGCGAUACACGGUUGUGGUUUGGUAAUUAACUGUGUAAGGGGCAGGUGUGGCCCUUUUACGACCAAGUUCGAGACUGGAAACACGGACAAGGAGACGAUAAGCAAGAAAAAAGCUUGUAGCGAUACGUACCAGGGGUGGGCCGUGCAGCUGGCUAGGUUUGGCGGGCCCUCCAAUCCCCUCACUAUUGCCGCCUCCUCACCCAAGACCAGGAACUACAAAGGACAGAUUUCGUUCUUCCCGGUGCAAAUGAAAUCAUGGCAAGACCCCCUGCAUGUCAUUGAGGGAGAGGAAACUGGGGUGCUAUUCGGAUACGCCCUCGCCUCCCCUGAUCUUGACGGGGACGGCGCGGCAGACCUUGUGAUUGGCGCGCCCUUGGCUUCAAACACCACCCAGAAGCUGUAUGAUGCAGGGAAAGUACUCAUUUAUUAUGCACCGCUGGCAGAUGACGGAUGGAACCGACCCCAACAACACAUCCUCUGGGGGCGGUACAGCAAGGGGCGCUUUGGGACUUCUCUAGUUUCUUUAGGUGACAUCAAUGGGGACCACUACCAAGAUGUUGCAGUCGGGGCACCCUACGCUGGGGAGGACGGGAGUGGCUUGGUCUACAUAUAUAAUGGCGGCAUGCAAGGACUGAAACCAGGAGAUCCGAAGUUGAUCACCCCGUCCGAAUUCUUCCCCGGCGCCCGUGGCUUUGGCUUCAGUCUUGACGGCGAUCAGGAUAUGGACGGCAACAAGUACCCAGAUAUGGUGAUAGGCGCAGUACACUCAAACUCCGCUCUGCUGGUCAGGGCUUCUCCGGUUCUGAAGCUUGAAGGGUCCGUCACGUUCAGACCUUCCAUCAUCGACAUCAAGAAGAACCUGUGCAAGAUUGAACAGGCUGGCCAGAAGAUGAUGCGGGGGGUUUGUUUUGAUGUCAGAGUUGACCUAACCUAUUCCUCCCUGGCGACCUUUAGUGAGCUCAUAUUGGAGUAUGAGCUUAAAAUGACCACCGGUUCCAAUUCGUCAAUGCUGUACGGAUUCACGCACAACACAGACAGAACGACGAAGGCAGAGAGAAGUACAUUCACUAACAAACGGAGUCCUUGGAGUUUAAGAACCUUCGUACAGAGAUCCAGGGAUAACAAGAACUUGGCUGUGUCGGUAACGGUAGCGGUGACCAGAGUUGUGUCUUUUAAGCCUAAAGGUCUCACUCCAAUCCUUGACAUCUUCACACCCACCUCGUUCGAUGUCUCCUCCCAAGUGGUGUGCGAGGAUGAAUCUGGGUGCUCCACGGAACCUGACCUCGUUCUGAAUGCAUUUGGAUCUCCGGUGAUAAUGGUAGAUGGGCCAGUACCAAUUAACCUAAACGUAUCUGUGGAGGUGAAGGGUGACCCAGCCUAUGGGAUCAAGGUGGAAGUUAACUACCCAGAGGACAUCACCUACAAAGACGUGGACGCUCAAGGGUUCAUACCAGCGUGCAGGAAAACUAAACCAGGAAAAGAAGAGAUUACUUGUUUUAUAGAGGAGGGCAAGGCUGAUGAAAAGAUUGAUUUUUGGCUAUCGUUUGAACACGCUGAGGAGAAAGACCCGGAUUUGCUGCUGGAGGGCACGACGUUCAGCCUCACUGUUACCAACGACGUGAAAAACUCCGACCCUGACCCCUCCAAUAACGCCGUGCGGGUCACCAUUCCCACUAAGACCAAGGCCACACUGUAUCCCCAAAGCAUCUCAGAACCGGAAGGAGUCGUGGUGAUAGUGAAUGAAACAGCAAGUCAAGAAGACAUCGACGCUGCCAAGACAGGUUCAGCCACUUUCCCCGUGGACAGCCUUGGUCCUCGCGUUGACCAUGUCUUCUUCUUAAACAACAGAGGUCCCAGUCCGAUUCAUGAUGCAACGCUGCUCUUCCAAGUUCCCCUCUAUGUGCAAGACGCCCCCCUCGCCUACUUCGUUGUUCAGCCCACCACCUCACAUGGGGUCAAAUGUAACUACAUGAACACUAAUGAACUGAAACUGCAGCCACCACGUUCGCCAGUGACCUUCGCCUCCCCCUCCUCCUCCCCCUCCAUUCACGAGAUGGAAACAAAAGUACAACACGGGAGGGAAAAACGAGAUGUGGAGGAAAGCACACCUCCAGUUACCACAUCUUCCUCCACUUCUCCCCUCGACUCCUCCACUUCUCCCCUCGACUCCUCCACCCCUCCCUUUGACUCCUCCACCUACUCCAGCACCUUCCAGUGGACCACAGACCCGGCUGAGUACUUCUCCACCACCUAUGACCCAAUACAGAGCAGGCAGUCGGAAAGUGACAGUGUCGUGGAAUGUACGAGGCCCGAGUGUUUAGUAACGUGUUUCGUUCCUCGUAUUCCUGCUGGUGAAUCAGUCAAGGUUAAUUUUUCAAGCUACCUGGUGAUUGCCACGCUUAACAAGCUGGGAAGAAGGGUGUUACUCGUGAGAACCUCCAUUACCCCCAACGUAACGCAGGAGGGGAGUAUAGUGAUAAACCCCACACUGGCAGCCACUGUUGAGGUCAUCCUUGAGAAGCCACUGGAUAAAGACUGGUUCUCUGUUCUUCCUCUGUGGCUCAUCAUCUUGGCAGUGGUUCUGGCUUUUCUCUUCAUUUUAAUCAUUAUCUUUGGUCUGUGGAAGGGCGGCUUCUUCAAGAGAAACAGACCCCCGGCUGAGUACGACAGACAGAGCUUCGUGCAGGAGAAACAAAUCACAAUAGAGAGUCUACAGAUUGAACAAGAGUGAUGUGCUUGAUCUAAUUUAUAUCAUUUCUCUCUCUCUCUCUCUCUCUCUCUCUCUCUCUCUCUCUCUCUCUCUCUCUCUCUCUCUCUCUCUCUCUCUCUCUCUCUCUUCUUUCCCAUACUGAAAUUAAGAUGAUUCAUUGUACUGAAAAUUAUUAUGAAAUGAUGAUCAUGAUUACUAUUACUAUAACUAUUACUAUUAUUAUUAUUAUUAUCAUUAUUAUUAUUGUUUUUAUUACUAUUAUCAUUAUUACUAUUGUUAUUGGCAAUGUUCACACACACACACACACACACACACACACACACACACACACUCGGCUCACAACCAAGAAGGCCUGGGUUCGAAUCCCGGGCGCGGCGAGGCAAAUGGGCGAGCCUGUUAAUGUGCAGGCCCUGUUCACCCAGCAGCAAGUAGGUGCGGGAUGUAACCUGAGGUGUUGUGGCCUCGCUGUCCCGGUGUGUGGUGUGUGAGUGGUCUCAGUCCUACCCAAAGGUGUGUGAGUGGUCUCAGUCCUACCCAAAGGUGUGUCAGUGGUCUCAGUCCUACCCAAAGGUGUGUGAGUGGUCUCAGUCCUACCCAAAGAUCGGUCACUAGGAGAUCUGAGGUCUUUCCGCAGUGGAACGGCUAGCUGGGUGACCACCAGACGGCCGUAGGUGAACCACACACACACACAGUGAUAAGAGAAAGUGGAGAUAAAUAGAUACGUAGAAAUGGAAAUGGAGAAAUAGAGAUAAACAGACAAACAGACAUUUAGAUAGAGGAAACACUGUGUAAUGUGUGUGUGUGUGUGUGUGUGUGUGUGUGUGUGUGUGUGUGUGUGUGUGUGUGUGUGUGUGUGUGUGUGUGUGUGUGUGUGUGUGUGUGUGUCAGUUUGUUCGUAUACAUAUAAUUACUCAAUGUAAGUAUGUAAGUAUGUACGUAUGUAUGUAUGUAUAUUAUUGUGUAAUAUUUUAGUUAAGUUUUUCGUCUCUCAUCAAGAAUUUUCCUUAAAAGUUUUCCUCAAAGAAAAUUACUGUCCUCUUGCUUCAUCUCUCUCUCUCUCUCUCUCUCUCUCUCUCUCUCUCUCUCUCUCUCUCUCUCUCUCUCUCUCUCUCUCUCUCUCUC